AUGCCGGCCUUACUGUUCAUGGGACGCCGGUGGGGCGUGGGUGCGGAUGAGUUUGCCCUUCCUUCGCUGUGCAGCAUGGCACUGCGUGUGAUCUGGUCCAUUGCGCUGGUGGUCGUUCUGUUCCAGGUGGGCGGAGACCUCAGGGGUUGCAACGACGGUUGGGUGGUGUACACCUACAUGGUCUGCUCCCUGUCCACCUUCGCCCUCUCCGUCGUCGUCGAGUGGGGCAUCACGCGUGUGUCCACCAGAGGGAGCAUACCGGACACCCGUCUGAGGGAUCACCUGAGCGGCUACCUGAACGUGCACAUGAUGCUGGGCGCUGUGCAGCUCGUGAUGGCGGGGUUGGGCAUCGGCCUGAUGACGUACUUGGACUCCACCUGCGAGGGGGUGCUGGCGGACGGGGCUCUCAACGUGCUCAUCCUCGUCGUGACGAUCAGCCAGAUCGUGGACGUGCUGGUGACGUGCUGCUGCUGCGUGCUCAUGAGCGGAGACCCCGAGGAGGCGUAUGGAGGGGGGAGCGAAGGGCACUACGAGAGGUUCCCACCGACGGAGAUCGAGGGUCAGUGGGAAAGCCGGUGCCACUGGCUGCACCGAGUGCUGGUGGUGCUGACGUGCGGCUUGUUCGGAGGGAGGGGGAUCAGGCAAACGGACUUCGAGCAGCUGUCGAAGAUCAUGGCCAGGAUCUUCCACACCGAGGAAUACUUGGACGUCGUACCUUCGGACAUCGCCGCGGGAAUCGUGCUACUCUACCACAAGCAGCGCCAGCAGCGCCGAGCGCUAGCAUCAUCAUACGCCGGAGCGAGGCAGCGGUCGUCUCCUGCUGCUUCUUCGACCCUCCGGUCCUCCUUGUUACCAUCCGCCGGCCCCCUAGCGGUACCACCGCCGCCGACGAGCAGCGGGUUGGGUUGGGGUGGUGGAGAUGAUACUGAAGAUCCUUCUCUUCGCUCAUGCUGCUCAUCCUCUGGACGAGGGGAGGAGGGGGGCUCCGGCGAACGGGCGUCGUUGACAACCGGGGGUGGGGGUGACGCGGUGGAUCAGAAGCGGGCCGCGUCGCCGUUUCCCGAGCUGCUCCCCGCGGGGCGCUUCGUCCACUACAUCAAGACGCAUACCAACCGUUCCUGCUGCAUAAGGCACUGGUGA
Molecule: messenger RNA, 1140 nt
Organism: Ectocarpus siliculosus
Lineage: Eukaryota; Phaeophyceae; Ectocarpales; Ectocarpaceae
Source: the annotation of a GenBank genome assembly